This is a messenger RNA of Saccostrea cuccullata (small rock oyster), 726 nucleotides long. RefSeq lists its product as uncharacterized. The transcript has 3 exons. NCBI's taxonomy places the organism in Eukaryota, Metazoa, Mollusca, Bivalvia, Ostreida, Ostreidae. The record is from RefSeq and is a predicted model, not a curated record. The annotation marks the transcript as partial.
CUCAAUGAAAUGGUAUAGAAUAUAUGUAAAACAAGAUCAUGUCUUGUUCAAAGUACGCCUCUACACCACAAACAACAAACCUAGCACGGGUCUCCCGCCUGAUACUGGGACCAUGUGCUGACGUCAUGAGGGACGUGCUUCUCAGGGAGAUACCAGCAACUGACCUGUCUAAAAAAGUACAAAAGUGGAUAAAUUCUCAAAAGAGACACCUACUCAAUACAUCUCAAACUGAUUUGAUUUUCCCACAACCGUCAAAUAUCUAUGGUGGAAACUAUUCCGAUAUGGAUAUAUCCUUACUAUAUAUUCUCUUACGUAAUGUGACUUACCUACCUGCACACAGUAAAGGUUGGGAUAAUGAUCCUGACCCUACAGACAGAAGUGUAUCGGCAAAUAUAGAGCGUAUAAGGUUCAUCAGAAACAAACACUACGGACAUGCUGUUGAAAUUGGCAUACCUGAUACCGAUUUCCAGAGUGAGUUUAUGAACAUUCGCAAGAUUGCGGAAGAUGUUGAUGUUUAUUUGGGCGUUUCAAAACAUCAGAAAUCGGUAGACUUUAUCAAAACAGACAAGAUGGACCCGGAACAGGAAAUGGAAUGGAUAAAACACCUUACAAUAUUAGAGUCGGUGGUCUCAAAUGUAGAGGAAAACACCAAAAAAAUACACCAAAACACCAAAGAAAUACAGAAACUGAAACAUAAAAUAGAAAACAAGAGGAUUGAGAAAUUUG